Molecule: messenger RNA, 636 nt
Organism: Paramuricea clavata
Lineage: Eukaryota; Metazoa; Cnidaria; Anthozoa; Malacalcyonacea; Plexauridae
Source: the annotation of a GenBank genome assembly
AUGGUGUUAGACGUUUCCAAAACCGUUAUCCAAAACCAAAAUGUAGUUGGACAUAUCCAAAACCAAAAUGGUGUUGGACACAUCCAAAACCAAAAUGGUGUUGGACAUAUCCAAAACCAAAAUGGUGUUGGACACAUCCAAAACCAAAAUGGUGUUGCACACAUCCAAAACCAAAAUGGUGUUGGACAUAUCCAAAACCAAAAUGGUGUUGGACACAUCCAAAACCAAAAUGGUGUUGGACAUAUCCAAAACCAAAAUGGUGUUGGACACAUCCAAAACCAAAAUGGUGUUGGACAUAUCCAAAACCAAAAUGGUGUUGGACAUAUCCAAAACCAAAAUGGUGUUGGACACAUCCAAAACCAAAAUGGUGUUGGACACAUCCAAAACCAAAAUGGUGUUGGACAUAUCCAAAACAAAAAUGGUGUUGGACACAUCCAGAAAAAAAAUGGUGUUGGGACACAUCCAAAACCAAAAUGGUGUUGGACACAUCCAAAACCACAAUGGUGUUGGACAUAUCCAAAACCAAAAUGGUGUUGGACACAUCCAAAACCAAAAUGGUGUUGGACACAUCCAAAACCAAAAUGGUGUUCGACAUAUCCAAAACCAAAAUGGUGUUGGACACAUCCAAAACCAUAA